This is a messenger RNA of Antechinus flavipes (yellow-footed antechinus), 1840 nucleotides long. It is a transcript of the gene MTPAP, whose product is annotated as mitochondrial poly(A) polymerase. Gene Ontology annotation, molecular function: poly(A) RNA polymerase activity. Gene Ontology annotation, cellular component: mitochondrion. The coding region runs from base 35 to 1768 and encodes 577 amino acids. The transcript has 9 exons. NCBI's taxonomy places the organism in Eukaryota, Metazoa, Chordata, Mammalia, Dasyuromorphia, Dasyuridae. The record is from RefSeq and is a predicted model, not a curated record.
UUCCUUCCUCCUCCUUUCCGGCUCCUAAGCUGCCAUGGCGGCCCGCGUGGGGCUGGUGACCCGGCUGCCUCUUUGCCCCCAGGGAAGAGCUCGGUUCCUUGACUCUCUCUGCCGGCAUCUCAGUAAUUCCGGAACUGCCAUCCUCAGACGAGAAGAGGCGACUGCAGUUUGCGUGGAGCUAGACUUACAAGAAACGACCAAGAAAAAGACUUUCUCUGAGGUGCAAAAGGAAAGACGUGAGCAGGCGCAAAGGUCCAUUUUGAUAAGCUGUCCCAAGAAAAUCCCUGAGAAAAAACUGCUGAAGCAUUUGUGUCGGCAUGGAGACAUCACUAAUCAUUUCUUCUUCGAAAGUUUUGGUCUUCAUGCUGUUAUAGAGUUUUCCAAAAAGGAAAGUAUAGCUUCACUACAGGAUGCAUCUUUUAUCCCUCGUGGAGAAACAGAGUUUCCUAUUCCAUUUAAAUCUCGUUUUUUUCAUCUAAACUUGAAGAAUCCAUCAAACCAAACUUCAGAUGUACAAUGUAGUAACCAAUCUAGCCCUUUGAAUGCAAAUAUUAUCAAGGCACUUUGUAAUGCAGAAAGUGUAGAAAGCCAAAUAAAUACUCUGAUGAAAAUAUUACAACUAACAGAGGAGAAUAUUAGGCUUCGAUAUCUUACCUGCUCUCUUAUUGAAGAUAUUGCAGCGGCAUAUUUUCCAUCUUGUACCAUCAAACCAUUUGGCUCAUCAGUAAAUACUUUUGGGAAACUAGGAUGUGAUUUGGACAUGUUUUUGGACCUGGAUGACAUUGGGAAAAACAGUACUACAAAGACAGAAGGAUCAUUUUUAAUGGAAUAUCAGGUGAAAAAUGUCCCUUCUGAAAGAUGGGCAACACAGAAGAUUCUGGCUGUGAUUGGAGAAUGCCUGGACAACUUUGGCCCAGGUUGUGUCAGUGUGCAGAAGAUACUGAAUGCUCGUUGUCCAUUGGUGAGAUUCUCUCAUCAGGCUUCUGGUUUUCAGUGUGAUUUGACUGCUAACAAUAGGAUUGCUAUGAAAAGUUCAGAACUUCUAUAUAUAUAUGGCUCCCUGGAUUCUCGAGUAAGAGCUCUGGCCUUCAGUAUAAGAUGCUGGGCCCGUCAACAGUCAUUGACAAGUAGUAUUCCUGGUUCCUGGCUAACAAAUUUCUCCCUUACAAUCAUGGUCAUCUUUUUUCUUCAGAAAAGAUCUCCUCCAGUCAUUCCUUCUCUAGACUAUCUAAAAAAUCUAGCAGAUGUAAAAGACAAAUGUAUAAUAGAUAGCAAUGACUGCACAUUUGUUAGUAACUUGGACAGAAUUCAACCUUCAGAAAACACAGAAACAGUAGAUACCUUACUCUGUCAGUUUUUUGAAUAUUUUGGAAAUUUUCCUUUUAAUAAGAAUUCUAUAAAUAUUCGAAAGGGAAAGGAACAAAACAAGCCUGACUCCUCUCCUAUACACAUUCAAAAUCCCUUUGAAAUCUCCCUUAACAUCAGCAGAAAUGUUAAUGAAAGUCAGCUGGAAAGAUUUGUACAUCUGGCCAGAGAAAGUGCUUGGAUUUUACAAGAGAACAAAGGUCAAUCUUCAAAACCAAGUACUGAGCCUUGGGGGCUGGCAGCCCUGCUGCUACCAUCUGUACCGAACAAAUCCAAAGCCAAGAAGGCAGGGAGAGGACAAACAAGUGAAGCGGUCAAAAAGUUGUUAGAGUCCAUAAAAGCCGAAUCUACAAAAGAUCCCAGAGCUACCAGGGAGAAAACAACGAUUAGUACUCAGUCGUGAGGCCUAUUUGCUUUCUUUUAAGAAUUGAUUAUGUUCAAUAAAAAUGCACUUGAAAUACAGUGGAAAAACUGA